Mytilus trossulus (common blue mussel) is the source of this 749-nucleotide messenger RNA. RefSeq lists its product as uncharacterized. The transcript is spliced from 5 exons. Bases 62 to 718 code for a protein of 218 amino acids. The record is from RefSeq and is a predicted model, not a curated record. NCBI's taxonomy places the organism in Eukaryota, Metazoa, Mollusca, Bivalvia, Mytilida, Mytilidae.
AGUAUAUAUACACCCUCUUAGAAGAGGAUCCUAAAAAAGAUAGGCAUUAGACUGUUCAAAGAUGACGUAUUUUGUUAAAAUCUUGAUUUUGAUGUUAGCAUGUUUUGCACAAGCAGUACCGCCACCCAUUCCUUCACAAAAAUGUACAGAUAGACUUGAUGAUUUAGUAGAAGAAUUCACUUUACAAGAGACAAUACCAGAUUUUGAAAGUUAUGUACAAGAAGACAGAUUGACGAGAGGGCUUAAUUUUGAUCCAAGAAUGGUAGAUGAUUAUUGUGGCUUGUUUCGCAGGAUUGUUCCAUUUUACGAAAACAACAUUGCAGCUUUGAGAAUUUUGUGUAACACUGGACAACCAAGACGUUAUUUAGAUGUAAUGGCGCAUAUAAAGAACGUUGCCAUGUCAUUUUGUGAAGACGAGAAAAUGCAAGAUAUAAAAGCCCUUCUGACAUGUUCUAAUAACAACCUUAUAGCACAGCAAGGAUUUGCAGGUUGUAUUCAAGGUGCUGUACGUGGUUUAGUUUAUAGUAGACCUGAUUCGCCCAGUUGUGCAGAAGACGAUCCUAAAACCUGGUUCACAACCGUAGUCAACAGUAUAAAGUCAUGUAGUUGUCAGUUUGAUUCGUGCGCACCAGAAAGUACAAAGUCUAUAAAAGAAAUGGUUACAGGUCAUCUAGAUGACGCAUGUGUAAUUGUUAAAAAUGCGGUACUGGGAGAGUAGCGUAUCACAAUCUCGGAUUUAAUCAGAUUGG